UGGGUCCGCAAAAAAUGGCCCAUGCUUUGAACAGGAAGGUGUUGUUCCGUCUUUGAUUUUCUUCCUCUUUCUUCAGUCUAGAGUACGCCAUACAGCCCACAGCCCACAGCCCACAGCUGAGAGAAACCGUGUUGCCAAUUGGCUUGCCAGUGCAGUGUCUCUUUCGCUAGAUUACAGUCAACAGGUAAUUCUAUGAAGAUUUCUACAGUAUUUUAAUUCUCCCCCUCUAGAAGUUGGAAGAAAGAAGUUAGCUGAACUUUCUGUGGCAAUUGAGUUAUGAUAGAUUUGUAGGCUCAAAUUCGCAAUCUUUCCUUUAGAUAUUCUCUUUAUGUGUGAUAGGAUGUAUUCUUAAUUCCGUUAAUUUGUGAUUGCCUGUUUAUAUGGGAGGUGAAACUACCAAAGUGUUGAAUAUGCAUGUGUUAAUCCCUAAUAUGCUAGAAUAUGAAGUGCUUCAGUAUCUGUUGGAUAUCUUAGACCUACUAUUUCGAGUAUAGGGUGAAGCAUUAUAUGUUGAACUAUUGGAUAUUCAUGUAAGAAAAGUUAUUCUUUUAAUGGCCAUGAUUUCAAGAAUUCAGGGUUCACAUUUUUUCUUUUACAAAUCUGUUCUAGAUAAGAUUGACUAGUGCCAGGAAGGGCGAAUUGUACAGUGGCUUGAUUUUCUUUGGGAUUGAUCUCUUAGAAAAAGGAUCCUUUUAGAAUAAUUUGGCCAUGUUCGACAUGACAUGGCUUGGUGCUAUCUUGCUUGGAGCUGGCUGCUUUGCUAUUGGGUAUCUCACUCGUGCACAUCAUUCUGCUAGCCUUUUCCUCUCAAGCAGAGCUUCUGGAAAGGCUGAAAUAGCUGUUGAUGGGAAGAAAAAAAAGACAGCACAACCUCUUGAGAUUGAUAAACUUGCUGACAUUCUUGAGGACUUCAAAAUGGUUUUGGUUGUAAGAAAUGACUUAAAGAUGGGGAAAGGAAAGAUUGCUGCACAAUGCAGCCAUGCAACUUUGGGUCUCUACAAGAAGCUAUGUAAUCGUGCUCCUAAAGCUUUGGAAAGGUGGGAAAUGUGUGGGCAGGUUAAGGUUGUUGUCAAAAUUGAAAGUGAAGAUGAUAUGCUGGUUUUACAAGAAAAGGCAAAAUUAAUUAAGUUACCAACACAUAUAACCAUUGAUGCUGGGAGAACACAGAUUGCACCAAACUCAAGGACAGUGAUGGCGAUUCUUGGACCCUCGGAUAUGGUCGAUGAUGUUACAGGUGGACUGAAGCUGUUGUAGUGCCGAAAUCAGUUUUCCUAUUCUGAAGCAAGACCCUCAAAAUUUGUACAAAAAGUAACUGAACAUUCAUCGUGGAUUUCAGUAUUGAUAAUGACGAAAUGUCUCCAUUCUUCUUCAGUCAAGUGCAGUUGUAUUCCAUUGCGUAGACUUCAAGUAGAAAUGAAUAACUUUAUACUGACAUUCAUGUCAUAAGUUUCCUCCUUAACCUGUUAUGUGGUAGUAACAUAACUUUGUUCUGAACUAACCGAAAUACACUUUCCCUUUUUAUUGGUAUGCUGAAUCCAAUGAGUCUCAGUACAGAGUUACAAUUAGCAAAUUGCGUGAUGGCACUAAAAUGCGAGUGUAUUGACCUUUAUUUCA
This is a messenger RNA of Cuscuta europaea, 1614 nucleotides long. The record is from the annotation of a GenBank genome assembly. NCBI's taxonomy places the organism in Eukaryota, Viridiplantae, Streptophyta, Magnoliopsida, Solanales, Convolvulaceae.